AUACUGGUUUUUAUUAUUGUACUGUUUUAUUGGUUUUGUUUUCUGACUAUUUUCAGUUCAGGGUUGGUUGAAUCUGUGGUUGCAGAACCCUGGGAUAUGGAGGGCCUAUGGUAGUAUUUUUCUUUCAUUCUUAAAAAGCCUUAAUUACUGAUGAGAUGUGUGAACCUAUUGAGUACUGCAUAGCUUCUCAGAUCUUGGAAACCAGCACCCUCAUUUCCGUUUCUACAUUGAUUUGUUUGGGUAGUACUUGUGUUUUAUCCCACCAAUUACUAGUCCCUCCCUCCCUUCACCAAAGAUAGAGAUAUGACGUCACAUAAAAAAAAGUAGCAUGACCAAAUAUUGAAACUGUGGACUACCUUGCACUAACGGUUUUCAGAAUGUUGGACAGAUGUCGCUUUGUUUCCUUCAAAAACUUAGAUAUUCUGUGAUAGCUUUUCAGUUUCCUUUGGUAUCUUGGGAUACGUCAGUGCAGUUUGGGAGCCAGAGCUUUAACUUAGGUUCCUCGUGUCAGCAGUACCUGGGUUAGCAUGCAGCCUAACGAUGAAAGUAUACUGUGGGCAUAUAAUCAUUUGUGCCUUGGUUUUAAUUCAGCCAGCUGGCUUAGAGUUUUUGGUGUCUGCUUUGUGCCAGGUACUGCUUGGACACUGAGGGUUACGUGAACUCAGGGAUGUGUUUGCUCCCAGGGAUCUGACAGUCUGUGGGGAGAAUUACAAGAUUGGGAAGUGAAGCGGUAGAGCAGAAGUCAGCAAACUCUUUCUGUAAAGGGCCAGGCAGUAAAUAUUUUAGGCUUUGUGGACCAUUCAGUCUCUAUCCCAGCCUCUCAGCUCUAACAUUGUCAUGGGAAAGUAGACAUAGAUUGUACUUAAACUAAUGGGCAUGGCUGUGUUCUAGGAAGAUUUACAAAAUCAAGAGGCGGGUAAGAUUCGGCCUGUGGAACAUGAAUUGUGCAACCCCGUGACAUAAAUAUAAUUAAAGUGUUGUAGAAGCAGCAGAAGAUGGCAUCUAACAUUCUGGGGACUCUCAGAGGUGAUGACAAACAUACCCCCUGCUAGGAGCAUCACCGCUGACUUGAGGAGGGUGCAGAUGAAAUUAGAAGGGAAAAUGGGUGCUGGCCUGAGGAGUGCUGAAGGGUCCAGCAGCUGUGGUACGGCAGCCAUUUUAGUGUGGUCCGGACACACGCAGCAGGGGCAGUGUGCAAGGCCUCUUUGUAGGUUCCGACUCCAGUUGUAUGGAUUGUAUAUUUUCUCUCUUGUUCUUUUUUGUUUUGUACCUCAUUUUGGUCAACCGUGUCCUGCAGUAGCUUCCAGAGAAUGGGUACAUGGAAGGCGAUAUAUCUUUCGACAUCUUGCAUGUCUUCGUAAAAUGUAUGUUAUCAACUCAACAGCUUGAGUAUAGAAUUUAAGUGUGAAAAUAAUUUUCACUUGUAUUUUGGAAGGUGUUCUUUUUAGCUUUCAUUGCUAAGAAGUCUGGUGUGUUCCUCCUCUUCUCAAGAAUAUUUAUGGGUCACACACCCAGUCUCAUGUACACCUGUAACCUGCUCUGGAGGUGGUGCUGUCACCAUCCCUGUGUUACAGUGGGGGUUUGUCCACACUCACACAGCAAGUCACAGAGGCCUUGAGUGAUUUAUUAUGAUGUUGUUCUUAUUCCUGAGCCCUUGUGUAUGGCCUCCACUCCCUGGAAACUUGUAACAUCUUUGAUACAGUUAUUUUGAUAUUCUCAGUGAUGCAUCUUGCUAUCAGUCUUUUCAAAUUCCUUGUGCUGGGUUAUGUGGGCUCUUUGAGGACUAGAUUUUUGCUAGGACUAGAUCUAUAUACUGAUAAAUUUUGCAUACAUCUUUGUUACUGCAGCUAUCUCCUAGUUAAUCUCCUUGAAACAUCACUUUGUUGCAGCUUCCCUCUUUCUGAAAAGCUGUUCAUGCCUUCCUGUGCAGUCUAGUCUUCCCAGAUAGAACUUCUUAGUCUGGUCAAGUUUAUGUUUUUCAUAAGUAUUUCUUUCAUUUAACUUGAAGAGCCCCUACACUUCACUUCAGUAACACAAUGGAGUCUACCUAACUGCAGAGUUUAUGAUCCUGAAAAGCCUUCUUCACUGGGAGCUAAUGCUUGAGGAAUUUAAGAUCUUGUGGGAGGGAAAUGGGAUAAGGAAAAUCGUUGCUGGUCAAAGUUUUUAAACAAUGUUGAUGUUUCCUCCUAGGAAACAGUAAAGAAAGGGACACUAGGAAGAAUACAAAUGAGCAGUGCGGGUACUGUUUACUGCCUGUGUGAUUGCCCUUGUUUGGCUCAACUCCCAAUAUCUCCACUCCUGUGGAUCGGUGACCCACUCGUAGGUUUAUUUACCUUUACAGUAGUUCAGGGUCUUUUCUUUUCUUCUUCACGUGUUCCAGCUUAGCAUUUAAUUUCUUUUGAGAAUUAAUGACAAGGGAGUUAUCUCAUUGUAUCUCAAAAAGAUAGAUUCUUGAGAUAAAAGAUGCUUUAGGCAGUCUUAAUUCCUUAUAUCCUGACCGUGCAGGUGUUGCCUGAGGCCUCCUUCUGCACCCAAGGCUGGAGGCUUCAGUGCCAUCAGGCUUAGGUUCGUGCCAGCAGGACAUGCUGACUCAUUCUCUGUCACAUUUCCCCCUCUGUCUCUACCUACCUGUCCCCACCACCGCCACCAUAUUUAUGUAUAUAUAGAGAGGGGUUGGGGGACGGGAACAGAGACAAAAUAGGCAACAAAAUGUGUUGGGACUACAGUUUCUGGUAUUUAGCUUUACUUUUCUCAACUCUUUUCCUAAUUUUCUUCAGCAGAAAGGCCCUAAACCUCAUGUACAUUGGAACCAGAAUUCCCAAGCUUGAGAAAAAUACAAGUCAAGGACUGAUUGCAUUGCACAGAUGAUGGAUAUUUACGUGUGUUUGAAACGAGCAUCCUGGAUGGUGGACAAUAAAAGAAUGAGGACUGCUUCAAAUUUCCAGUGGCUCUUAUCAACAUUUAUUCUUCUAUAUCUAAUGAAUCAAGUAAAUAGCCAGAAAAAGGGAGCUCCUCGUGAUUUGAAGUGUGUAACUAACAAUUUGCAAGUGUGGGACUGUUAUUGGAAAGCACCCUCUGGAACAGGCCGUGGUACUGAUUAUGAAGUUUGCAUUGAAAACAGGUCCCAUUCUUGUUAUCAACUAGAGAAAACAAAUAUUAAAAUUCCAGCUCUUUCACAUGGUGAUUAUGAAAUAACAAUAAAUUCUCUACAUGAUUUUGGAAGUUCUACGAGUAAAUUCACACUAAAUGAACAAAACGUUUCCUUAAUUCCAGAUACUCCAGAGAUCUUGAAUUUGUCUGCUGAUUUCUCAACCUCUACAUUAUACCUAAAGUGGAAUGACAGGGGUUCAGUUUUUCCACACCACUCAAAUGUUAUCUGGGAAAUUAAAAUUCUACGUAAAGAGAGUAUGGAGCUCGUAAAAUUAGUGACCCACAACACAACUCUGAAUGGCAAAGAUACACUUCAUCACUGGAGUUGGGCCUCAGAUAUGCCCUUGGAGUGUGCCAUUCAUUUUGUGGAAAUUAGAUGCUACAUUGACAGUCUUCAUUUUUCUGGUCGCAAAGAGUGGAGUGACUGGAGCCCUGUGAAGAACAUUUCUUGGAUGCCUGAUUCUCAGACUAAGGUUUUUCCUCAAGAUAAAGUGAUACUUGUAGGCUCAGACAUAACAUUUUGUUGUAUAAGUCAAGAAAAAGUGUUAUCAGCACUGAUUGGCCAUACAAACUGCCCCUUGAUCCAUCUUGAUGGGGAAAAUGUUGCAAUCAAGAUUCAUAAUAUUUCUGUUUCUGCAAGUAGUGGAACAAAUGUGGUUUUUACAACCGAAGAUAACAUAUUUGGAACUGUUAUUUUUGCUGGAUAUCCACCAGAUACUCCUCAACAACUGAAUUGUGAGACACAUGAUUUAAAAGAAAUUCUAUGUAGUUGGAAUCCAGGAAGGGCGACAGCAUUGGUGGGCCCACGUGCUACAAGUUACACUUUACUUGAAAGUUUUUCAGGAAAAUAUGUUAGAUUUAAAAGAGCUGAAGCACCUACAAAUGGAAGCUAUCAAUUAUUCUUUCAAAUGCUUCCAAAUCAAGAAAUAUAUAAUUUUACUUUGAAUGCCCACAAUCCUCUGGGUCGAUCAGAAUCAACAAUUUUAGUUAAUAUAACUGAAAAAGUUUAUCCCCAUACUCCUACUUCAUUCAAAGUGAAGGAUAUUAAUUCAACAGCUGUUAAACUUUCUUGGCAUUUACCAGGCAACUUUGCAAAGAUUAAUUUUUUAUGUCAAAUUGAAAUUAAGAAAUCUAAUACAGUACAAGAACAGCGGAAUGUCACAAUCAAAGGAGUAGAAAAUUCAAGUUAUCUUGUUGCUCUGGACAAGUUAAAUCCAUACACUGUAUAUACUUUUCGGAUUCGUUGUUCUACUGAAACUUUCUGGAAAUGGAGCAAAUGGAGCAAUAAAAAACAACAUUUAACCACAGAAGCCAUUCCUUCAAAGGGGCCUGACACUUGGAGAGAGUGGAGUUCUGAUGGAAAAAAUUUAAUAAUCUAUUGGAAGCCUUUACCCAUUAAUGAAGCUAAUGGAAAAAUACUUUCCUACAAUGUGUCAUGUUCAUCAGAUGAGGAAACACAGUCCCUUUCUGAAAUCCCUGAUCCUCAGCACAAAGCAGAGAUACAGCUUGAUAAGAAUGACUACAUCAUCAGCGUGGUGGCUAAAAAUUCUGUGGGCUCGUCACCACCUUCCAAAAUAGCGAGUAUGGAAAUUCCAAAUGAUGAUCUCAAAAUAGAGCAAGUUGUUGGGAUGGGAAAGGGCAUUCUCCUCACCUGGCAUUACGACCCCAACAUGACUUGUGACUACGUCAUUAAGUGGUGUAACUCGUCUCGGUCGGAACCAUGCCUUAUGGACUGGAGAAAAGUCCCCUCAAACAGCACUGAAACUGUAAUCGAAUCUGAUCAGUUUCGACCAGGUGUAAGAUAUAAUUUUUUCCUGUAUGGGUGCAGAAAUCAAGGAUAUCAAUUAUUACGCUCCAUGAUUGGAUAUAUAGAAGAAUUGGCUCCCACUGUUGCACCAAAUUUUACUGUUGAGGAUACUUCUGCAGAUUCGAUAUUAGUAAAAUGGGAAGACAUUCCUGUGGAAGAACUUAGAGGCUUUUUAAGAGGAUAUUUGUUUUACUUUGGAAAAGGAGAAAGAGACACAUCAAAGAUGAGGGUUUUAGAAUCAGGUCGUUCUGACAUAAAGGUUAAGAAUAUUACUGACAUAUCCCAGAAGACACUGAGAAUUGCUGACCUUCAAGGUAAAACAAGUUACCACCUGGUCUUGCGAGCCUAUACAGAUGGUGGAGUGGGCCCAGAGAAGAGUAUGUACGUGGUGACAAAGGAAAAUUCUGUGGGAUUAAUUAUUGCCAUUCUCAUCCCAGUGGCAGUGGCUGUCAUUGUUGGAGUGGUGACAAGUAUCCUUUGUUAUCGGAAGCGAGAAUGGAUUAAAGAAACCUUCUACCCUGAUAUUCCAAAUCCAGAAAACUGUAAAGCGUUACAGUUUCAAAAGAGUGUCUGUGAGGGAAGCAGUGGUCUUAAGACAUUGGAAAUGAAUCCUUGUACCCCAAAUAAUGUUGAGGUUCUAGAAACUCGAUCAGCGUUUCCUAAAAUAGAAGAUACAGAAAUAAUUUCGCCAGUAGCUGAGCGUCCUGAAGAUCGCUCUGAUGCAGAGCCUGAAAACCAUGUGGUUGUGUCCUAUUGUCCACCCAUCAUUGAGGAAGAAAUACCAAACCCAGCAGCAGAUGAAGCUGGAGGGACUGCACAGGUCAUUUACAUUGAUGUUCAGUCGAUGUAUCAGCCUCAAGCAAAACCAGAAGAAGAACAAGAAAAUGACCCUGUAGGAGGGGCAGGCUAUAAACCACAGAUGCACCUCCCCGUUAAUUCUACUGUGGAAGAUAUAGCUGCAGAAGAGGACUUAGAGAAAACUGCGGGUUACAGACCUCAGGCCAAUGUAAAUACAUGGAAUUUAGUGUCUCCAGACUCUCCUAGAUCCAUAGACAGCAACAGUGAGAUUGUCUCAUUUGGAAGUCCAUGCUCCAUUAAUUCCCGACAAUUUUUGAUUCCUCCUAAAGAUGAAGACUCUCCUAAAUCUAAUGGAGGAGGGUGGUCCUUUACAAACUUUUUUCAGAACAAACCAAACGAUUAACAGUGUCAGCGUGUCACUUCAGUCGGCCAUCUCAAUAAGCUCUUAUUGCUAGUGUUGCUACAUCAGCACUGGGCAUUCUUGGAGGGAUCCUGUGAAGUAUUGUUAGGAGGUGAACUUCACUACAUGUUAAGUUACACUAAAAGUGUUCAUGUGCUUUUAAUGUAGUCUAAAAGCCAAAGUAUAGUGACUCAGAAUCCUCAAUCCACAAAAUUCAAGAUUUGGAGCUCUUUGUGAUCAAGCCAAAGAAUUCUCAUGUACUCUACCUUCAGGAAGCAUUUCAAGGCUAAUACCUACUUGUACGUACAUGUAAAACAAAUCCCGCCGCAACUGUUUUCUGUUCUGUUGUUUGUGGUUUUCUCAUAUGUAUACUUGGUGGAAUUGCAAGUGGAUUUGCAGGCCAGGGAGAAAAUGUCCAAGUAACAGGUGAUGUUUAUUUGCCUGACGUUUACUCCUUUCUAGAUGAAAACCAAGCACAGAUUUAAAAACUUCUAAGAUUAUUCUCCUCUAUCCACAGCAUUCACAAAAAUUAAUAUAAUUUUUGAUGUAGCGACAGUGAUUUAGUGUUUUGUUUGAUAAAAUAUGCUGAUUUCUGUGCCUACUGUAUAAUGGUUAUCAAACAGUUGUCUCAGGGGUACAAACUUUGAAAACAAGUGUGACACUGACCAGCCCAAAUCAUAAUCAUGUUUUCUUGCUGUGAUAGGUUUUGCAAGCCUUUUCAUUAUUUUUUAGCUUUUAUGCUUGCUUCCAUUAUUUCAGUUGGUUGCCCUGAUAUUUAAGAUUUACAUUUCUAAGACUAUGGACCCAUGUUUCUUUUAAAUCAUUUUAUUUUGUGAUAGUGACAGCUUUAUAUGAACAAAUUCAAUAUUAUUCAUAAGCAUAUAAUUCCAGUGAUUUACUAUGUGAGAUGACUACUAAGCAAUAUCUAGCAGCAUUAGCUGUCUGUAUUCUGAUUGGGUUUCGUUCCUCCUGAGGAGACCAUGCCAUUGAGCCUGGCUACCCAGGCAGUGGUGAUCUUUGACACCUCCUAGUGGAUGUCCUCCUGCUCAUGAGUCUUUUCAUCAUGCCAGAUUAUCUGAUCCAGUACUCACAUUUUUAAAUAUAAAACUAAAGAGAGAAUGCUUCUUACAGGAACAGUUACCCAAGGGCUAUUUCUUAGUAACUGUCCUAAACCGAUCUGAAUCCACGGGCAUGCCUGUGUUGCAGGUGUAGCAAUUGCUUGGUGAGCUGUGCGUAGUUGGGUGCCUUCAGCACAGCAUCCUCUGCCCACCCUUCUUUCUCAUAAGCGAUGUCUGGAGUGAUUGUGGUUCUUGGAAAAGCAGAAGGAAAAACUAAAAAGUGUAUGUUGUAUUUUCCUUGCCCUCAGGUUGCCUGUGUAUUUUACCUUUUCAUAGUUAAGGCAAAAGUACUUGAAAAUUUUAAGUGUCCAAAUAAGAUAUGCCUUUUUUGUUUGGUUUUUUGGUUUUUGUCAUCUGAGGUUCUGUAAUGUAUUUACAAAUAAUGGAUCAGUUAAUUUUUUUGAAGCUCAUAUUGUAUAUUUUUAAAAACCAUGUUGUGGAAAAAAGCCAGAGUGACAAGGGACAAAAUCUAUUUACGUUCUCUGUGUAUGAAUCCUGAUUUUAACUGCUAGGAUUCAGCUAAAUUUCUGAGCUUUAUGAUCUGUGGAAAUUUGGAGUGAAAUGCAAUUCAUUUUGUACAUACAUAGUAUAUUAAAACUAUAUAAUAGUUCAUAGAAAUGUUCAGUAAUGAAAAAUAUAUCCAAUCAGAGCCAUCCCUAAAUAGUGUUCUCUUGUCUUCCUUUGUAUCCUCUUUGGCUCCUUCCCUUAGCUUCCACCCCAGACAUGAGAUCUAGGGCUGCCUUCUCUCCCUGCCAAAUUUUGCUGUUACCAUAGUCUGCUUGCCCUCAACUCCUGCCUUGUUCCCUGUUGAAAUAUAUCAAUCCCAUACUUUAUCUCUCCAGGACAAGGAUAGGCGUUGGCUACAGUAAACGUUUAUUGCUCUAAACGACACUAACCUGAGAUAACCAGAAAAGGCCAGAAGAGAUUGUUUGAUCUUUGUCUGUCAAUAUAUAUGCAUUUCAACUGUGACCAUCUGGAUCCAGGGCCCUUUCUAACCUAUAUAACGACUCAUUUGUUUGGCUAAUGAUGAAUAUCACUGGGGCUCUUAAGUCCUUUCGUUCUCUGCAAGACUUCACUGUUUUUUCUGUAUGAAAAAAGUGCAGAAUAUCACUCACCUUUCCCCUACUUCUGGAGUUUCAUACACAAGGAUCACUAGCUUAAUGAGAAGCAGAGUAACACUAUUAAGUCUGGGCAAGCUCCUUAUAAGUUGCUGUAUGGUUAAAAGAGUGUGGUUUGUGUCUGAGGCCAAAGCGGUUUUCCUUCUUUUUCCUCAUUGAAUUGAAGACAGCUAGACCGUUGUGCAGAUCCCAGGAUAUUACCUCUCCUCCCACUCCACCUGUGUGUGUAGGGAGAGCAACAACACGGGAAGAGGAGAGGGAAGUGGGAAGGAGAGAUUAGUCGCAUGUCCAGUUGUCUGAGACACUGGUAAAUGUGCACUGUUUUUCAAUGCUGGUUGCAUGCCUGCAUUUACAAGGUGUUCUCAUACUGAUUGUGCUCUGUCCAGUUAGAUUUGUGGCUUCUCCCUUGGAAGCGACAAUUAAGGACUAGUUAGAGGCAGAGCUAGAUGUGUUCUCUCCAGCCCUUACUGACUAGGAAAAUAAUUGAGAAAUCCCUCUUUUCUUCUUCAGUGAAAGCCCAGUCAUUGGUUAGAAAAAUCUAAAUGUCAAACUAGCAUUAUGUUCCAUCAUAUCUGUGGGAUAGUAAUUCAUGUAAGACAUAUUUUUACCUCUCUUAUGAGUCAAUUCACUUACAAGCCAGUUUCAACUCCAGCUUCCCUUCCAAGGAAUGGAGGUCAUUAUGGGGCUCAUUUAUGAGUGACCAUUUUAAAUAAAUAAUAUUUAAUAUUACAUUAUUAAAGACUUAGCUAGACUUUUAACAUUAGAUGAACUCGUGAAUCAUAUAGUGCAUAGAUUAGCACAUGUGUGCAAUCUAGGUCAUCAGCUUGUUGAAUUUAUGCAGCCCUGGAUUUGAGACUGUGGCCCUGAGUGUCUGGAUAGUUGAGUUGUGUGUUUAUGUGCUUAUGUGAUAGAGGUGCUUUGUUCCUGCAGCCUAGAAACAGAAGCAGCCAUUCAUUGAGAAGUUUAAGAGAGGAAGUAUCAACCUCAUUUUCCAAACCAGCAUUACUUUCACGGCUCAUGGAUCUGAAAGAUUACAUUUAGAACAUUUAGUACUAUUACACUCUCAGAAACUGUGGUAAAAAGUCACAUUUUCAAAACUUCAUGCACAUUGUAUUCUUGUUGGAAAUAAGUCCUGUAGUUUCUUAAUUGUCUUCAUGCCGUCCAUAUUUAACAAGCAUUACAAGUCCUUUUUGUAUUUGGGUAAUUAUUUGUAAUUUAAUGAAGGAGACCAGGGAAUGUUUUCUUCCAAAGGGAAUUUAAAAUCAAUUUUAUGGUAUUUUGAAAGUAAAAUAUUCAUUAACAUGUCAAUAUUUUGAAAACAUUAUCUCAAAGUUUUCUAUCGCUCAGGUAUAUAAUCUGAUAAAAAUUUUUUUGUUUGUUUGUUCUAAGGUUAUUUUUGCUAUUCUCUAUUUUGAAUUGUGUUAAAAUUUGUGUGCAUUUUAUGAAAUGCCUUUUUUCGUAUUUUGAAAGUGUAAAAUUGGGCAUCUCAGAGUAAAAUGGGGGAUUAUUAGCUACAAAAACUAGACACAUUGUGAAAGCUCAGUAACUAAUUUUCUUGAUGGAGUCCUAUCCCAGAGUGUCACAGAUUCAACAGAAUUUUCCUGAAGGGCGAUACACAUCAAAAUCUAGGUUGUGUAGAUCUGAGACUAUUGACUCAAAGAUUCAAAUCUACUUUGGAAGUGACUGCAUGGUUUGAAUGAAAACUGAGGAAGGGCUCAUGCCUGUUAUCACUAGAUAUUUAUUUCUCCAUAAUUUUAAGUGUUCAUACUUCCUUCUUAUUUGAUGGGUAUGCAACUGGGGCAUGUUUGUACCAGCCAGCGUGUGUUCUGCCCAACAGUGUGUCCAUGUGUGAGGUUAACUAAUUCAGAACUCAUGCUCUUGAUAAACUUUUUCUUGAAAGCAUCUAUUUUAAGUCUUUAUUUCCUGCUGAAAUGAAGUUUCAUGCUGUCAUGCCCAUCUUAUUUAUUCUAGAAGAAAAUUUUCAUAGAAGAAAAUGAUUUAUGGCCAAAGUUACAGAACGUUCAUCUUUUAGACUUAGCCUUAGAAUAUCAUUGGAAAUUAACUUGGCUUGAGUUUGGUUCAUUUAUAUCUUUAUGGAUUAUGUACCAGGGCCAUUAAUAACACUUAAACCCCUUAUUUUGCUAUAGUGGUUAGAUUUUUUAUUCCUUUUCAGUUAUGCUGUUAAUUAUUAUAUGGUCACAUUCAUGCUUAUUACAGAUGAACUACUUUUAGUGCCAAUGUAAAGGAUUAAGGAUAGUAUUCAAUUAGUUGGCUGAUAUGUCAGGCUUUAUUGUACAUGGUAAUGUUUCAGGGAGUGUGAUUUGGUCUAGAAUAUAUCCAGAUCCUUACGAUAUUGGGUUAUGACAGGAUUCUAUUAUUUUUAGCCAUGAAUGGUGCUUAUUUUUCCCUAUAUUAGGAAUAUUAAUAUUUGGAUUAUCAGAGUCCAUGUUAUAAACAGAAUUUAUCUAUGCAAGACAAAUUCUAACUGUGCAACAUUUUCAUGAGAAUUAAAAGUAGUGUGUUAAGGGGAAACUCUGAAUGUUUUUAUGUAUAAGUGCCUAGCUAAAGAACCAUAGAACAAUAAAUCAAAAGCUCUUAUAAAAGAAAAACUGAUUGAACAUUAACCAGAAACAAAAUAUUAAUAAUUUACAUUAUUUUUUUUGGUUGCUGGGACUGAAUACCCCAAAAACUAAGAGAUGUGAGUGGAGAAAAUGUCUACUUGAUAAGAAAAUUGAUUUAUAUUAUAUUUACAGGUGUCUUCUAAGAUUGCCUUUACAGUAACCAAUCAAAACUUUAAAAAAAAAAAAAAAGCUAACAACAUAGAUCCUGUGUGUUGCACAUAAGACUAAAAUACUUUGCACACCAGAUUGAAUGGCUCACUUAAGUUGUUGAAUUUCCUUACACAUUUAAAGUGUACUUUCGUUUAGAAUUAUUCCAUUUUAAAUGGGUAACUUUCAACUUCUGAACUAUUUUCCUAAACAUUCCAGUAGUGUAUUAUAAAAGAUCAAAAUAUCUCUAGGUGGUAAUACAAUUUUCAUUUGUAACAUGGAAAAGUUAACUGUUAGGUUUAACAUUAGUGUUUUUGCAAUUGAUCAUAGAAAAGAACACUAAAUAAUGGUUUUCAUACAAUUUUUGUUAAACAUUCUUCUCCCAGUUUGAUUCCAAAUACUUUUUCCCAUUUUUUCUAAUAUAUCAUAAACUAGUGGUUCCUUCCAUUUAAUUUUUCCUUCCAACAUAAUAUUUAGGAAAAAUAUAAAUAACAUUGUGAGUAGCAGGAGACAACACGAAAAAGAAGCCUUUCAUUGUUGCAGAGGUGUAGGUAUUAUGUGAUUGAUGCUCAAAAUACUUAACUUUCCCAGUAAGAAUGUUAAGUUUUCUUCUCUUUCAUUAGCUGGCCAUAAGUCAAGGUCCUUAUAACACUAGGAAAUUACCUGUUUUUACUUUCAAAAUUGCAUUAUAGUGAAUUACUGUUUACAAAAUACACAUACUGUGAACAGAUAUAAGUUUCUGUCUUUUAUAAGAUUGUUUGUAGAAUGAAUGUUUUUUUAAAGUGAGUAUUAUAUGUUAAAUAUUUUAAGUUUUUUAUAAAUACUAGUAACUGUUUACUAAUUUUUGUUUGGUCAAGUGCUUGUAAAUGUCGCUGAAAGAAGAUAGGGAGAAACUGCGGAUCCCAAACUGUUCCCUUUUUCAUUUCUUGAAAUGUUACCACUACAGAUGCUUUUUUUUUUUUAAGGUGAAUGAUCAGUUGUGAUGUGCUGUACCUAAAAUCAUGUUUAAUUGUAUAAGGAAACAUUUAAAUACACAUAUACAGGAAGAAAACUGUAGACGAAGUAUGUGUGUGUGAUUCAGUCUGAUUCACAGAAUUCUGAGAGUAAUAUGGAAUAAAACAACUCCACUUAGAUGAUAACUGAAGUAUUUCCUGCCUUGUGAAAAUUUGGAUAUUAAAUUGCUGUUAGAAUGGGAAAUUUGGACACUUUAUAUCAUUGUAUAAUUUCAGAAUUUAGUUACUGUAUCUUUUGGAAAACAUGAUUAUAGCAAAAACAUAGAAAAUAAGUAAUCUAUUACUAAAACACCAUAAAUGUAAAACUAGUAUGCUUGGCUGUUAACUCUAAAGAUGUUACUUAUGUCUGUUUUUAAAACAUGCAUGUAUUUAACAAUUUUAUCAUAGUAUUGUCAUGGAAAAAAUAAAUAUAUUUUCUUACAUCUUA
Messenger RNA from Macaca mulatta (Rhesus monkey), 12599 nucleotides. It is a transcript of the gene LIFR, whose product is annotated as LIF receptor subunit alpha. The record is from RefSeq and is a predicted model, not a curated record. Gene Ontology annotation, biological process: positive regulation of cell population proliferation; cytokine-mediated signaling pathway. Lineage: Eukaryota; Metazoa; Chordata; Mammalia; Primates; Cercopithecidae. Gene Ontology annotation, molecular function: ciliary neurotrophic factor receptor binding; oncostatin-M receptor activity; cytokine binding. Gene Ontology annotation, cellular component: external side of plasma membrane; membrane; signaling receptor complex.